Molecule: messenger RNA, 1317 nt
Organism: Symbiodinium pilosum
Lineage: Eukaryota; Dinophyceae; Suessiales; Symbiodiniaceae
Source: the annotation of a GenBank genome assembly
AUGAAAGGCCGCAACGCUGCGGCAUCUGCGGCGGAGAGCCAGCACUUCAUGCUGGUGCUUCGGGCGACCGCGUCCGCGAUAUCGUGCGCCGGCAUCGCAACCCUGCAGGCUCGACAGCUGCUCAUAACGCAGACAGCCGCUCCGCUUGGGGACGCUGCGGUGGUGCAAGCCACGAGCGGCCUUGCAACUGCCUAUUCCCUCGGCAGCGUAGCGGAGUUUUUCCUGAGCCCCGUCUUCGGGAAGAUGUCUGACCGCUUUGGCCGAAAGCCGAUCCUGCUCUUCUUCAUGAUCGGUCCGGCCAUCAUGCGCACGCUGUGCGCGCUGGUGGAGCAGCCCGUGGCCAGGAUACGGCUGCUGUGGCUGGACUUCGCGUCAGCGAGAGCCAUUGGUAUUCAGCCCUUCCUGGGUAUGUGUGGCACAAUGAUUACUGACGCAUUUUCUGUUGAUGCGCAGCCUGCGGAGAGGGCUCGACUGGCUGCUUCGACGGCCUUUGGCAACAUCAUCGGGAACUAUGCGUCUGGCUGGUGGAACUCGCGAGCCGGCCCAAGGUCAACUUAUCUCUACACGGCAGCUGCGCCAUUGUUUUCCCUUCUCUUCGCUGCAGCUUUCUUGCCUGAAACGAAUCCAGAGAUCAAAGACGGUUGGCCUUCCAAGCAGAAUGGACAAAGCUCUGAAGGAGCUGUUGCCAAAUCUGGAAAGAAGAGUGCUUACGCCACUUUACUGCUGGAUCCGGAGUGUUUCCUAAUCGGUGGCGCGCUCGGACUGUACGAGUUCUUGAACUACGCUCCCAUGAACUCCGUUGCCAUUCUCUUCAUGAAGGAGCGUCAUAACUGGGGGCCGCUGGAAGCAGGGCGAUUUGCUUCUGGCCAUGCCCUGGCGGGUUUUUGUGGAAACAUGCUGGCGGGCAGACUUCUUCAGUUCUUGGGAAAGCGACUGUACGUCACAGUUACAAACCUCCUGACAAGUGUUGCCUACAUCACCUGGGCCGUCUCGAAAACUGGUCCGGGCCUUGUUUCGUGCCUUCUGCCAUUGACUUUUGGCGGGACAGGUGGAGCAACUGUGCUGGUGACCCGCUUCAUGCAAAGAGCUGUGCAGCUGGGGUUGUCACCAGGUGAAGCCAUGGGCGUCCGAUCCGCCAUCGGGGCGGUGGCGCGGAUGGCUGCGCCGCAGCUUUUCACUCGCCUUUGGCUGCGGGCCAUGGCGCAGAAGGGUCAGCCUCGGGCUCUGCCGCUGGGCGCUCCAAUGCUUGCCGUGGCUGCGAUUGCUUUGAUCCAGGAGCUCCUGCACCAGAGCUCAUUGCUGGUGCGAUCCAGCUGA